UUAUGCUGUAGUACCAGUACCAUCUACCUUCUAACUUCAACGUCGUUGCUUUCAGGUUGGCCAGGGCCUGAUCCACGAUAUGCUCGAACCUCAGGAAAACUCAACAUCAACGUCCAAUUUUGAUUCCCGUCACUUCUCUCCCGAUUCAGGUCCUCCUCCUGGCUUACUGACUCCCGCUGUGCCAUCCGUUGCUGAAACUCAGAAUCCAUGGUCGGAGCAGCAGCUGGAGCUGGAGUUGAAACCAGCACAUACUCCAGACCUAGCAGCAAUUACCGCCGCUGCACCGUCUAUCUUCACCUCACCGGCAGACAACAGCACUCUCCACGAAGAAGUGCGUGUUAACAAGGAUGUUCUGACUCAAUUCGAUCCUCUUACAAACGAGGACGAGCUGAAUGCGCACCAAGCAUGGGCCAGCUCAGAAGGACAUCCACCACCUUUCCGAACUUCAUCGCGCCCUAGUAGUCGAGCGCACUCCAGGUCCGCUUCGAAUGAUAUUCAACGUGAUGGGCCUUCUUCCAGGUCAAGCUCACCCGCCCCACAACCCUUGUCUUCUUCCGCUUUUCCAUCACUCGCCGCGCUAGCUCGUACCUUCUCCAUCCCAAACGUCACGAAUAGAGCGCGUCCUCGGCCUUUGUCAGUGGACGCGGCGAAACCAAUUGCCACUCCCUCGCUUGCGACCAUGGCUUCCUUUGCGCAACAACAAUCUCAGUCUGCCGCGCAAUCCUCUCUUUCCAAGCAGAUCCCACUUCCGUCAGAUCUCACUGUCUUGAAGACCCACAGCGCUCCGGACACGCGGUCCGCAACUCCAGGUAUUGAUUCACCAUCUGGAUCAGAGUCUCCACGCAAGGAUAAGGAUCCUUCUUUCAACUUUCAGAAAUUCCUCGACCAGAUGAAGUCUAGGGGUGCGGAACCACUUGGCAAAUACGUGCGAUCGUUUCUCAGCAACUUCACUAAACGGACGUUUACCGUCAACGACCAGAUCAAGAUAAUCAAUGAUUUCCUCAGCUUCAUUGCCACAAAAAUGCGGGAAACAGACAUCUGGAGAAAUGCGACAGACGAAGAAUUCGACAACGCCAUGGAAGGGAUGGAGAAGCUCGUGAUGAAUCGGCUUUAUGAAUACACUUACACGCCUUGUCUUCCUCUCCUCACUCCACCCCGACCAGUCACGGCCGAUGACCUCGAACGUGAUCGCGUAUUGUCCCAACGGAUUGCGUUGUUUAGCUGGGUACGACCUCGCCAUCUUGAUAUACCUGAGCUCGAGUCCGGCGACAAUGAUGGAAACACUGGGUUUUUAGAAUUUGCCCAACAGGAACUUUGCAAAGUGAACCACUACAAGGCUCCGCGGGAUAAACUCAUCUGUAUUUUGAACUGCUGCAAGAUCAUCUUUGGUCUAAUACGACAUUUACGCAAAGACGAAGGUGCCGACUCUUUCGUGCCGAUAUUGAUUUAUGUUGUUUUGAAAGCAAACCCUGAGCAUUUGCUUUCGAAUGUCGAAUUUAUCAAUCGUUUUCGCAAUCCUGCAAAGUUGCAGAGUGAAGCAGGCUACUAUCUCUCAAGCCUCAUGGGUGCUGUGCAAUUCAUUGAAAGUAUGGAUCAUACCUCCCUCUCGAGUAUAUCACAAGAAGAAUUUGAAAGAAAUGUAGAAGAAGCGAUCCGAACACUCCCACCAUCACUUCCUUCUUCACCAACCACAUCCCAACAAACGCUGAGUAAGCCUCCACAUCCAUUUGCGGGAGAAGAGUCCGCGCAACCACUCGCGCUCGCUGUUCCAUCAUCAGCGCAGAAUCUCACGAUUGGCGAGGAUGCUCGGAAGCUAUUGCAAAAAACUGGGGAUGCAGUUUCAAAGCCUCUCGGUGCCAUAAGUCGUAUAUUUAGCGAGGCUCUAGAUGAGAAGAUGGGAUACCUUCCCGGACCAUUUGCACCCUUUGAACUUGGCAGAGAAGAGAGGGAAAGACACUGGUCACAUCCUGACCAGGUCGCACAAUUCGCUAGUGGAAGUGCUCCGCACACACCGUCAAGUAGUGAGGGCCUCCAGGCACCCAUGCAGACACCUUACAAGCCCCGUGUUCGCCGUCCAUCACCUGUCCCAAUUCCACCCACGCCCAUGGGUCUACCGUACGGAUCUGACGAAACUCCAAGUAGACCCGGCCCCGGAGGACCACAGGUACACCAGGCACUCGCGCUCGGUCCUUCCCAAUCAUUGCUUCCACCCAACGCUAUCCCACAGCACCUUCAGCAACCGUCUGCGGCCCAACAGAUUUCUCGUACGCCCACUCCCUCGCUUGACUUGACUGCUGUUCAAGCAGAAAUCGAUCGCGUACAUGCACAAGCGAGCGCUGCUGCUCGUGCGACUCUGGCCCAGAUUUUCUCAGGAGUCGAUCCAGAGGUACGCGAUUGGGUACUGGAGGCUAACGGAGGGGACUUGGGCAAGAGCAUAGAAGGGCUGUUGGAGAUGGCUGGCGGAUCAUGAACGGGUGUCCGGGACGAGUGUGGGCUUUGACAAGUAUCAAAGGUCCGAGAGGUAGUGACUUGCGAUUGGAUCUUACAGGCGGAAAACAUCAAGAGCCGCAAUUAGUGACCGGUUCGUGCGAGAUUGAUAUCUCACGUCGAGAUGACUCGGUGCGGGCGUUAAACUCUGAUGUCAGUGUCAGAGCGAGAACACUAGUGUGACGGCGCGUCUGUCAUCCAUUCUCUUUAGUUUCACUUUUGUAUGAGGAGCGGAGACUGGUCGUGAGUCUAACCAGGAAGGCUUGGAUGUAUGCUUGUAUGUGUGAUUUAUCUUAUUUGCAAUGAUAAUUGUCUUCUUUCACUUUCACUGUCGUCUUAUUCGCCUGUCAGGGAGAUCUCCCUUAUCCCGCUCAACGACUGUUUCAUAUAGAAUUCUUGUCUACAUGAUUUUCUUGCAU
Suillus paluster is the source of this 2906-nucleotide messenger RNA. RefSeq lists its product as uncharacterized. Gene Ontology annotation, biological process: vesicle-mediated transport. Lineage: Eukaryota; Fungi; Basidiomycota; Agaricomycetes; Boletales; Suillaceae. Gene Ontology annotation, cellular component: endocytic vesicle; cytosol. Gene Ontology annotation, molecular function: guanyl-nucleotide exchange factor activity; small GTPase binding. Bases 80 to 2470 code for a protein of 796 amino acids. The record is from RefSeq and is a predicted model, not a curated record. The transcript has 8 exons.